Molecule: messenger RNA, 510 nt
Organism: Anopheles marshallii
Lineage: Eukaryota; Metazoa; Arthropoda; Insecta; Diptera; Culicidae
Product: 37 kDa salivary gland allergen Aed a 2-like
Exons: 3
Coding region: 1-510 (169 amino acids)
Biological process (GO): sensory perception of smell
Molecular function (GO): odorant binding
Source: RefSeq, a predicted model, not a curated record
AUGUUGGGAAAGAAUUUGCUAAACGUGGUGCUCGUCUGCUGCAUGUUCUCUUUGGGGCAGGCUAGAAAGGAGCAAACCGUUGAAGAAUGUGAAAGAAACAUUCCUGAAUCGUUGAAGGGACGCGUCUGUGAGCUUCGUCAAUAUACACCAGUGCAAGGGAAGGACAUGGAUAGCCAUAUGCAAUGCGUGCUGGAAGUGGUUGGCUUUGUGGAGGAAACCGGUGAUGUAGUGUUCCAGGAACUACUCGGUGUGUUGAAAAUGGCUGACGAUAAGCUGGAUCACGCUAGUAAUCUUAAAAAGUGUAAAGCUGAUGCUGAUCCGGUAGCGAGCACUAGCAAAGCGAAUACGUUUUAUACUUGCUUUUUGAAAACGAGCUCGUCGCCGGCAUUCAAGACGGCGGUGGAUUAUGUGGAGCUAAUACUAGCUGGCAAACUACGUUCGGACAUGCCAUUCGAUGCUAACCGUGUGGCAGCAUUAAUGAAGCAAAUUGAUGAUGGUUUGUGCUCAUGA